UUUGGUCAACAAGUGCGCACUUGAGAAUAAAUUUGGUAAAUAGAGAAAGGUGAAGGUCAUAUGACACCAAACCACAACUCGACCAAUCAAAAUUGUACACCGUGGAGGCUUGGCCAGAAUAUUAGAAAAUGUCAGAAAAGAGUUGUCCUGCGGCAAAUGCCAGUCCUUUCCGUAACUGGCAGAGACCAGACUUGCCAAGUAAAUGCACAUAUUACGAGGCCAAGUCGAUGAAAGAGUCUCCUCAUAUCCAUAAGGAGCUGAAACCCAAACCUAAGAUAAUGCCGAAUGUGUUGUACAAUAUUGGUAACACACCACUGGUGAAAGUCAACAGGAUCACGCAAGAAGAGAACAUUCCAUGUGAUGUUUAUGCCAAGUGUGAGUUUUUCAAUGCGGGGGGUAGCGUGAAGGAUCGGAUUGGUCUGCGGAUGAUUGAGGAUGCAGAGGCUGCUGGGAUGCUAAAACCUGGAGAUGUGCUCAUUGAACCAACGUCAGGCAAUACAGGUAUUGGUAUUGCACUGGGUGCUGCUGUGAAGGGAUACCGAUGUAUCAUUGUGAUGCCCGAAAAAAUGAGCAUGGAAAAGGUGGACGUUCUGCGGGCCCUGGGGGCAGAGAUUGUGAGGACCCCAACCAGUGCUGCGUUUGAUUCCCCUGAGUCUCACAUAGGCGUGGCCAAGCGGCUGAUGGAGGAAAUCCCCAAUGCCCACAUACUGGACCAGUACCGCAAUCCCAGCAAUCCCUUGGCUCACUUUGAUGGGACAGCAGAGGAAAUUCUGCAGGCUUGUGAUGAUAAAGUGGACAUGGUCGUGGUCGGGGCCGGAACAGGAGGAACUCUGACAGGAAUCGCAAGGAAGAUCAAGGCCAGGUGUCCCAACUGUAAGGUGAUUGGAGUGGAUCCUCUAGGGUCUGUAAUCGCAGAGCCAGAAUCUCUUAACAAAACUGACGUCACGUUCUAUGAAGUGGAAGGAGUGGGCUACGAUUUUAUACCUACAGUGUGUGACAGAAAGCUGGUAGAUAAAUGGUAUAAAUCCGAUGACAAGGAGUCCUUCAUCAUGGCUCGCCGCAUGAUUCGACAGGAAGGCCUAUUGUGUGGUGGAAGCUCUGGCUCUGCCAUGGCUAAUGCUCUGAAGGCAAUCAAAGACUUUGGGAUGAAAGCAGGCCAGAAAUGUGUGGUGAUACUACCUGACUCCAUCAGAAACUACAUGACAAAGUUUCUCAGCGAUGAUUGGAUGAGUCAGAGGAAUUUUCUGGAAUCCACUAAUGUAUCAGGAAAAUCUAAUGAGUGUACAAACGGAAAGAACAGGUGGUCCUCCCUACAUGUGAGUGCCUUGCAAUUAAGAGCUCCCUUGACUGUGACUCCAACAGUCACAAUCCAAGAGACACUUGAAAUUCUGAACAAAGAAGGAUUUGAUCAGGUGCCAGUGGUUAACGAUGCGGGGGACAUAUUGGGCAUGGUUACUGUUGGCAAUAUGAUGGCUCAGGUUGUAAGGUCAAAGGUUAAACCCUCUGACCCAGUGUCAAAAGCCAUGUACAAACAAUUUAAGAUGGUGUCCAUGGCAACAAGUCUAGGAGAAAUAUCCAGGAUGUUGGACACUGACCACUUUGUGUUGGUUGUUCAUGGACAAAGACAAUAUGAAGGCAAUAACUUUGUUUCAAAGAAACAGAUGAUUUUCGGCAUUGCUACCAGGAUAGAUCUGUUGAACUUUAUCACUCAACAUCAGUCGCUGGAGGACCAGUAAAGGGAACACAGGAGGACCAGUAACGGGAACAGUGCCCAGAGACUUUGAUUGGACCACAGUUCGUUGUCUAUACAGAACUGCAACAUAUCCCUAUGUUAUAGCAUAAUAAAUGAAAAAUCUCUCUUUGUUCAUUAAAUGGUAUAUAUAGUAGUUUGCAUUGUGUAGAUAUAUAUUUUUGGAAUAAACAAUGUCACUUUAUGUUUGCAUACAACAAUGUGCGUCACAAAUUAGAAACGUUUUGAGACACUCUUGAUCAGCUUUAUUCAAUUCACAGCUAGUGCAUUUUAAAGGUUUUCAUUAGCAUGUCAUUGGCAUAUUUGAAUAAUUGAAGUAUGUCUCAAUUUUGUAUACCAAGCUUAUUUUGCCAGCUUUAAUCUCACUUGUUGUGGCUAAACAUAUAGCAUAUAACUUAUCAUUUCUAGUUACACACUAUAUAAAACUGUAUAAAAUGCACUUUCAUUGUUUUCAUAUUUUCAGGGAAAACUUGACUUCAUUCUAACAAAGUAGAAAUAUUUAAUGGAAUGAUAUGAUAUUUUUAUUCAAAAUUAUUACUCUUAAUCUCUGAGUCCUAGAAUGCAAGGUUCUUUUUAAUUUAUUUGGUAUUGUUUUUUAAGAUUAUUUAUAUAAUCUGUAUGGAAAUUUCCACAAAUUGUUAUUCCUUCAUAUAAUUAGCAAAACAUACAUGUUUUUUCUAAGACAUUUUCAUUAUGUUUACUUUUGUGUUUGUAAUCUUGGUAAUUACAAUUUGUGCAGAAAAUAGAAGUAUUUAACAAUCUGUGUGAUCAAAGGUUUUGCCGAUAUCUGAUGUUUGGUUGGGGUGAUAAGAUAAGCUCUAACUUAUUAAGUUCUUGUUGGUUUCUAUUAAAAUUGUCUAUCUUUAAAUAAAUGAAAAUUAUGAAAUUUUUA
This is a messenger RNA of Magallana angulata, 2642 nucleotides long. Its product is annotated as cystathionine beta-synthase-like. Bases 129 to 1736 code for a protein of 535 amino acids. Gene Ontology annotation, cellular component: cytoplasm. Gene Ontology annotation, molecular function: cystathionine beta-synthase activity; cysteine synthase activity. Lineage: Eukaryota; Metazoa; Mollusca; Bivalvia; Ostreida; Ostreidae. The record is from RefSeq and is a predicted model, not a curated record. The transcript is spliced from 17 exons.